AGUUGAUCACCACUGACAGAUCAUAUGGGACUAGGACGUCGACUGUCGGCUGACUUCAGACAGUUGCGACUUAUGAGAGAUAUAAAAAUAUAUUUACAACAACAAAAUGGCAUCGAUCGCUCGUAUCGGUAUCGCGAAACUCGGAUACAAUAAUCUUACUAGACAAUUAUGUAAGGUAACAGCCACCAACAAUGUAAUGCAGUUAGCAUUCAUCUCACAUAAGUCGAAACGAGUUGAUCGACGACGAGUUCCACCGUUCGAUUACUUGAACAAAGAAUAUGGUUUUUGGGCUCAGCUUUUUGAUCCAAUGGUGGAUCGAUGCUCCGACGAAAACUCCAAGGUAAUCGUCGUUGAAGGUCCGAUCGCUGCAGGAAAGUCUAAAGUGGCCGCCAAAUUAGCAGAGGAGUUUGAAAUGAUCUAUUUGCCACCACCAACCUUUGAUGAAUUUUACAUAACUGAAUAUGGAUACGAUUUGCGUUCGCUAGAUGACAGAUUAUCUCCAUCAUCUCAAUCGUGUGAUGUAGAAAAAUUCCUGACUGAUCCGCACCAUCCCAAUGUGACCAUGUUUCAAUUCCACUAUUUCCAAUUCAAGUUUGAUCAGUACAUUACUGCUCUGUUGCACUUGUUGUCGACUGGCCAAGGAGUGGUGCUCAAUCGUUCUUUCUACAGUGAUUACAUAUUCGCAACAGCGAUGACAAAUGCCGGUUAUAUGCGUCCACAGGCAUUGAAAUUUUACACCGACGUCGUAGACGUCGCGAAAUUAAUGAUGCUGAGACCUCACUUAAUUGUUUAUUUGGAUGUACCCGUUGAUGCAGUCAAGGAAAAAAUAAAGAAACAGAAUAUACCGUACGAAGUAAAUUCAAAAGUUCUCACAUCAAAGUAUCUUCAAGAUAUCGAAAAUUUAUAUAAGUUGGAUUAUUUUAAAAAUAUUGUCUCACAUUCUCAUGUACUAGUCUAUGAUUGGACGAACGAAGGAGACAUUUCUACUAUUGUUGAGGACAUCGAGUUUUUGAAUUUUGAUUAUGAUAAAAAAGCUAAGAAAAUGGCAGAUUGGAGAUUUGAAAAUGUUCAGGAACUACGAACUAAGAGACAGUUGUAUAUAGAUCGGUAUUUCCUGCAUUGCGAUUAUAUGAGAAACGAAUUUACAGUACCAGAAAUGUAUUAUACAGCUGAGCAAGAUGAGGAAAGAUUUAAAAUACUGCAACUGGUACCUGGACGUGAAUUUGCUAAAGGAUACAAUCCUACUCUAGAUAAAAAUAUUCUGUGGAAAAGAGAGAAAAAGUCUCUUAUUGAAACGAUGAGACCCCAUGCGCGCGAAUUAGAAGUAAUAAAAGAAGAAAUGAAAAAACUUAAGGCUGCAGCAAUGCAGUAAGAACGAGAUAUAUACAGGAAAAGUAGAGCUUGUAAACAGUAAUUAAGAUCAUUCUGCAUUUUCGUGAGCGCAUCAGCUUCGAGUGGAUUCUGAUACUUGGCUAGAUACGUGUUGAUCUGUGGAAAGUCAGCAGUAGCCUCUUUGAGUGAAGGCCAUGAUGAUGGCGAAUUUUUCACCGCGAACUCAUCCAUCACCUUCGUGAUCAAAGUAUGCGCCACUCUCCUGGGGUAUUCGUGAUCCGAGAUGAGUACUGCGGCAAGAUUAUCGGCGCGCACAUAUACAUGGCACAUGUAUUCUGUGGAACAUCAUAGUGUAUAGUGUAUGUUAUAACAUUAUACUUACAACUACAUAAAAAAUUUAUUCUUAGUUUUAUA
Molecule: messenger RNA, 1746 nt
Organism: Nylanderia fulva
Lineage: Eukaryota; Metazoa; Arthropoda; Insecta; Hymenoptera; Formicidae
Gene: ND-42
Product: NADH dehydrogenase (ubiquinone) subunit ND-42
Biological process (GO): mitochondrial electron transport, NADH to ubiquinone
Cellular component (GO): cytoplasm; respiratory chain complex I
Source: RefSeq, a predicted model, not a curated record